UGGUUGGCUCGACUCUAUAAUAAAAUAAAAAAAGUAAAAGUUAUUACUUUUACUUUAAGCAUGUAGUGACUUCUUAAUUGCGGGAAUCGGUGAUAAUAUUAAGUUAUUUGUAGUUACGACCUGUAGAUGGUUAAUACGUCUAUUCAACAAUCCUAACCACGUCUGUGGUCACUCAUGCGCGUAACAAUAUAGCGACACGUCAACCCGUUACUAGACAACAACUUGUUGCGUAACAACGCGUCAAUAAACUCUGCCAGCCAGACAAGGAAUUGUUCUCUAGCAACACGACGUCCGUUCUCGGCUAUAUAAGCAAGGCGAUUACAGGUGCCGCUAUCAGUUGAUACUCAGUGUUCGUUGCAAGAGUAUGGAACAUGGUAGGAGUAGCACUCUUGGUUAUUUUCCGGACAACAUGCAAAGUGAUAGUUCUUCUUCUGAUAAACACCGAGACAACACUGAAGCCUCGUACACCUGCGGUUGCUUCGGGUGGGUACGAAGUUGGAUAUGUAAGAAGAAAUGUGUGGACAGUGAUGGCGAUUGUUAUGAGAAGAAAUGUCCAGAGAACAACACGGAAGAGGCCGCGAAACACUUCCCAGACUCGUCCACUAGUGGCUGCUUCGAGUGGCUCAGAGGAUGGGUAUGUAAGAAGGUGCCUCGGAACGACAGAAGAGGCGCCGGGAGUAGAGCGACCGACGAGAACGACAGCCCAGCGGCUAGUCAGGGCGUUAGCACAGUCACUGACGAGGAUGACAGCCCAGCAAUUGGUCAGAGGGACAACACAGUCACUGACGAGGAUGACAGCCCAGCAAUUGGUCAGGGGGACAACACAGUCACAGAUCACGUCAACAACCCUGCGAUUGGUCAGGGUGACAGCACAACCACCGACAAGGACGACAAAUCAGCAAUUGGUCAGGGUGACAGCCCAGCGAUUGGUCAGGUCGACGACAGGACAGCGAUCGGAAACGGGGACAGGCGCAGCGACAGGAAUGAAGUCAACCCAGUGAUACAUAACAGAGGUGACCAGUGCGAUUUCUCCACCGAUGCAGCUUUCAUAUUUCAAGAAGGAGAGAAGCACUUCUUAGUGGUAUCUGUGGAGCUGAUCAUGACGGGCGCAGGGACAAAGAACGACGAAGCAGAAAACAAAGUGCCUGAAGAAGACAAAAACGGACAGACACUUAGUUUACAUGCUUCUGAAGUCAAUGAAAAUGCGUCGUCAUCAACAGAAGUAGGGUCCUUGAACACAAAUGUAGAGCAGGUGCCUCGGAACGACACAAGAGGCGCCGGGAGUAGAGCGACCGACGAGGAUGACAGCCCAGCAAUUGGUCAGGGGGACAGACCCAGCGACAGGAAAGAAGUCCACCAACCAGUGAUACAUAAGAGAGGUGACCAGUGCGAUUUCUCCACCGAUGCAGCUUUCAUACUUCAAGAAGGAGAGAAGCACUUCUUAGUGGUAUCUGUGGAGCUGGUCAUGACGGGCGCAGGGACAAAGAACGACGAAGCAGAAAACAAAGUGCCUGAAGAAGACAAAAACGGACAGACACUUAGUUUACAUGCUUCUGAAGUCAAUGAAAAUGCGUCGUCAUCAACAGAAGUAGGGUCCUUGAACACAAAUGUAGAGCAGGGGCACAUGAAACUGCGACAACAAAACAGAGCCAGACAGUUGAGGGCACUGGAAAAGAACAAUAGAAGCCAAAGGAAGAUCCUUAGAAUCCUGACAGAAAGGAAAGGCGCACAUCUUGAGAAGGAAUUCGAGAGUCUAAGAAAAGUAUACGCUCUAUCCCUGAAGAAGUACAUGAUAAUUAUGAAGAAACAGAGUAGAAGAAUGGAGAUGCUAAUUAAAUGUAUAAGAGCUGACCUCCCAGAUUCAGAUGAGGAUGAUGAGUGAGAAUUGUGACCGCGGGAAGAUCACUGCGUUUGAGAAACUUCGGCUGUACAUGCUGUACUUGCGCUGACGACGCGACACCCUCU
This is a messenger RNA of Cryptotermes secundus, 1965 nucleotides long. RefSeq lists its product as uncharacterized. Bases 365 to 1882 code for a protein of 505 amino acids. NCBI's taxonomy places the organism in Eukaryota, Metazoa, Arthropoda, Insecta, Blattodea, Kalotermitidae. The transcript has 9 exons. The record is from RefSeq and is a predicted model, not a curated record.